AUGACGUGAGGAGGGCGCCGUUGUGCGUGCCAUGUCGUCAAAAACAAAACGAUACAAGAAACCUGUUGAAUCAUUUGAACAAAUAGCACCCAAUUGAUCAAGUGGAAAGCAUGAAAUACUACGAGCAGAGAUUGCAGAGCCUGGACACGCAAACAUGAGAAUUUUAGUAACUAAUUACGAGCAGCAGCCACCGGAUGAAAGCAGUAAUCAAUCGUCUCUCCUUUGCAAGUAGCAAUGAGGCUAACGCCCUAGCAGAAAACAGGAAACAGAUCGGCACGUGUGUUGUCAUGACGGGCAAUGCCGUCAAGAUGGUGGGUUCAGCAAAGGACUCCAGCAGCAGCAGCGACGAUGAAGCGCUCAAACGAUGUCAAGAAGCAGUUUGGGAUACACAAAAACGUGAAACUAUUGGAACAGGCCAUCCAAAACCGUCAAAACGUGUUGUAGUUGCUGCCCAUGAACAUGACGGCAACGAACUCCAGGUCACCCAGGGGUUUCAGAGUCAUGUCGCCAAAAAGUUGGGACAAUUUCUGGACAGUCGCUUGACAGAUAUCCAGACUGAUAUAUCAGUCUGUAAGACACCAGCAGAAUGUGAAAACGAUGAUGGGUUUCUUCUGUUCUCUACCUCAGUCCCAGGACAGCCAGCUGAUGAUCCCCCUUCUGCUGUACGACAAAGGCCUAUUCCCAGCUCAAGUGACAGCGACAGUGAAAUGGAAACGAGGCUGAAGGAGGCAGCUGUGUCGUUGAAAGAUCUCUUACCCUCAUCGUCACUCGUUUCCUCCCCAACGGCAACAGCAGCUCCCCACUCGGAGAAGAAAAAGAAGAAAUCAUCUGAGACAGAAGAGGACAAUGUCGCUCAGAAGAAGAAAAAAAAGAAGAGGAGGAAGAAGGCAGAAGAUGCAGGAAGCAAGCAUGUGGACUGCGGAGGAUCUCCUUGUGCUCAAAACAAUGGCGAGCAGGGAGGUUCAAAGCAGGGACACCACAAAGUCAAAUGGAAAAAGAAAGCGGCAUGAUGUGUCGAAUGGGACUGUAGUGAAAAUGCUUCUUUCUACAAUGUCAGAAUGUAAAAAAGAAUGGAUGAUAACAUGUUUAAGAAAAUAGUCCCCCAUGUUCACAGUCAGUCAACAUAAUGUAAAAUCAUGCCGUUUAAUACUAUUGCUGAUAGCUUGUGACAAAAGAUGUUCAAAGUGUGUUUAUAAAAUGCAUAUAAUGUUGAGUUCACAUUUUAAGUGAACAUACAAUUUCCCAGGAUUAUUACAAAAAAGUAUUUCGAUAAAAUACAUUUUCUGGUUAAA
Hippocampus zosterae (dwarf seahorse) is the source of this 1292-nucleotide messenger RNA. RefSeq names its product chromosome 6 C12orf43 homolog (gene c6h12orf43). The transcript is spliced from 7 exons. The record is from RefSeq and is a predicted model, not a curated record. Lineage: Eukaryota; Metazoa; Chordata; Actinopteri; Syngnathiformes; Syngnathidae. Gene Ontology annotation, biological process: negative regulation of Wnt signaling pathway; Spemann organizer formation; Wnt signaling pathway. The coding region runs from base 195 to 1010 and encodes 271 amino acids.